Molecule: messenger RNA, 2448 nt
Organism: Lepus europaeus (European hare)
Lineage: Eukaryota; Metazoa; Chordata; Mammalia; Lagomorpha; Leporidae
Gene: RIPK4
Product: receptor interacting serine/threonine kinase 4
Exons: 8
Coding region: 4-2364 (786 amino acids)
Biological process (GO): protein phosphorylation
Molecular function (GO): ATP binding; protein kinase activity; protein binding
Source: RefSeq, a predicted model, not a curated record
GCUAUGGAGGGCGACGGCGGGAGCCCGUGGGCGCUGGCGCUGCUGCGCACCUUCGACGCGAGCGAGUUCACGGGCUGGGAGAAGGUGGGCUCGGGCGGCUUCGGGCAGGUGUACAAGGUGCGCCACGUCCACUGGAAGACCUGGCUGGCCAUCAAGUGCUCGCCCAGCCUGCACGUCGACGACAGGGAGCGCACGGAGCUUCUGGAAGAAGCCAAGAAGAUGGAGAUGGCCAAGUUCCGGUACAUCCUGCCCGUGUACGGCAUUUGCCGGGAGCCCGUGGGCCUGGUCAUGGAGUACAUGGAGACGGGCUCGCUGGAGAAGCUGCUGGCCUCGGAGCCCCUGCCGUGGGACCUGCGCUUCCGCGUGAUCCACGAGACCGCCGUGGGCAUGAACUUCCUGCACUGUAUGUCCCCACCCCUGCUGCACCUGGACCUGAAGCCGGCCAACAUCCUGCUGGACGCCCACUACCACGUCAAGAUUUCUGACUUCGGGCUGGCCAAGUGCAACGGGCUGUCCCACUCACACGACCUCAGCAUGGACGGCUUGUUCGGCACCAUCGCCUACCUCCCCCCAGAGCGCAUCCAAGAGAAGAGCCGGCUCUUUGACACCAAACACGACGUGUACAGCUUUGCCAUCGUCCUGUGGGGUGUGCUCACGCAGAAGAAGCCGUUUGCAGACGAGAAGAACAUCCUGCACAUCAUGGUGAAGGUGGUGAAGGGCCACCGGCCCGCGCUGCCGCCCGUCUGCCGGCCCCGGCCCCGCGCCUGCCGGAGCCUCAUCCGCCUCAUGCAGCGGUGCUGGCACGAGGACCCGUGGGCCCGGCCCACCUUCCAGGAGAUCACCUCCGAGACCGAGGAGCUGUGCGAGAGGCCCGACGAGGAGCUGAGAGACGCGGCGCCCGCGCCCGAUGGGAAGGGCCCCCUGGAGCCCGCCGGCCAGGCGGUGCCCGCGUCCACGCAGCUCCAGCGCGCCUCCGCCCCCGCCUUCGACAAGGACUGCAGCCUCUCGGAGCUGCUGUCGCAGCUGGACUCCGGCAUCUCGCAGACGCCCCAGGGCCCCGAGCAGCUCAGCCGCAGCUCCUCCGAGUCCAAGCUCCCGGCGUGCGGCAGCGGCAAGAGGCUCUCGGGCGUGUCCUCCGUGGACUCGGCCUUCUCCUCCAGGGGCUCGCUGUCGCUGUCUUUCGAGCGGGAGCCUUCCACGGGCGACCUGGGCGCCACGGACGUGCAGAAGAAGAAGCUGGUGGACGCCGUGGUGUCCGGGGACACGAGCAAGCUGAUGAAGGUGCUGCAGCCGCAGGACGUGGACCUGGUGCUGGACGGCGGCGCCAGCCUGCUGCACCUGGCCGUGGAGGCCGGCCAGGAGGAGUGCGUCAAGUGGCUGCUGCUCAACAAUGCCAACCCCAACCUGACCAACGGCAAGGGCGCCACGCCGCUGCACGUGGCCGUGGAGCGGCGGGCGCGGGGCGUGGUGGAGCUGCUGCUGGCCCGCAAGAGCAGCGUCAACGCCAAGGACGAGGACCAGUGGACGGCGCUGCACUUCGCCGCGCAGAACGGGGACGCGGGCAGCGCGCGGCUGCUGCUGGAGAGGAGCGCCUCGGCCAGCGAGGUGGACUUCGAGGGCCGCACGCCGCUGCACGUGGCCUGCCAGCAUGGCCAGGAGGACAUCGUGCGCAUCCUGCUGCGGCGCGGCGUGGACGGGGCCCUGCAGGGCAAGGACGCCUGGGUGCCGCUGCACUACGCCGCCUGGCAGGGCCACCUGUCCAUCGUCCGGCUGCUGGCCAAGCAGCCCGGGGUGAGCGUGAACGCCCAGACGCUGGACGGGAGGACGCCGCUGCACCUGGCCGCCCAGCGGGGGCACUACCGUGUGGCCCGCGUCCUGCUGGACCUCUGCUCCGAUGUCAACGUGUGCAGCCUGCGGGCACAGACGCCCCUGCAUGUGGCGGCCGAGACCGGGCACACGAGCACCGCCAGGCUGCUCCUGCACCGCGGUGCCAGCAGGGAGGCCGUGACCGCCGAGGGCUGCACCGCCCUGCACCUGGCGGCCCGCGGCGGACACCUGGCCACGGUGAGGCUGCUGGUGGAGGAGAAGGCCGACGUGCUGGCCCGCGGGCCCCUGAGCCAGACGGCGCUGCACCUGGCUGCCGCGCACGGGCACUCGGAGGUCGUGGAGGAGCUGGUGAGUGCCGAGCUCAUCGAUCUGGCCGAUGCGCAGGGCCUCAGCGCCCUGCACCUGGCCGCCCAGGGCAGGCAUGCUCAGACCGUGGAGACGCUGCUCAGGCACGGCGCCCACAUCAACCUGCAGAGCCUCAAGUUCCAGGGCGGCCACGGCCCCGCGGCCACGAUCCUGCGGCGCAGCAAGACCUAGCCCGCUCCCCGGGAGGCUGGGGGUCUGUGUGGGCUUCUUGUCCUGUGGUCGUGAGCCGCGUGGGGGGCGGAGGGGUGCCGGGCU